This is a messenger RNA of Fusarium musae, 2211 nucleotides long. RefSeq lists its product as uncharacterized. NCBI's taxonomy places the organism in Eukaryota, Fungi, Ascomycota, Sordariomycetes, Hypocreales, Nectriaceae. The coding region runs from base 1 to 2211 and encodes 736 amino acids. Gene Ontology annotation, molecular function: protein binding. The record is from RefSeq and is a predicted model, not a curated record. The transcript has 5 exons.
AUGCCUGUUGUAACACGUAAAGAAGCAGAAGAUCGCGAUAUUUUCAAGUGGCUGUCAUCGAUAACAUUUCGACCGAGCCACCUUGACGCAGUGAGGCAACAUCAAGUGGGUACAAGUAACUGGGUGUCCGCUUGCGAUGAGUUCAAGAAGUGGUAUCGAGGCGAUACUCGAUUACUGUGGCUGAAUGGUGCUCCUGGCACCGGAAAGACUCAAUUAUUCGCUUAUCUCGUUGAGUACCUGAUCACCGACACAUCCGAAUCCUCGGAACACUCUCUUGUCGCGUAUACAUACUGUGAUUUCCGAAAGUCGGAAUCUCUUGAACCUUCCAACAUUCUUGGCUCUAUCGUCGCACAAUGCUGCAUGGAGACUGGCUCCAUACCUGGCGCAAUUCGAGCUGCAUUCAAGGCAUCUCAAUCUGCUGGUCAUGAGGCGUCCCCGUCACUGACGUUACUCAAAGAAUCAUUAUCAGAAAUGCUUCAAACCCGAAAGAUCUUCAUUCUGAUCGAUGGACUAGAUGAGAGCAAGAUGUCAAUCGAGCUGGGCGAUAUCAUUCGCAGCAUCUAUAUUACAGAUUCGCAUUCACAUGCAAGGGUUCUUGUGACGGGACGCAAGACGGAGAGCUUGGAGCAAGUCUUCAACGACGCGUUACAACUUCAACUGCAUGAUCACAGGCAAGAGAUCCGCGAGGAUAUUCAAGUAUACGUCAGGAGUCAACUUCAGAAGAACCGACACCUUCAAUGGCUGCCUUCAGAAAUCAAGCAGCAUAUAUCGGAUGCCUUGUCGGCAGACUCGAACCCAAUGUUUCGCUGGGCUCAAUGCCAACUAGAUGCUAUCGCGCCACUUCGCUCGGUCAAAGCUAUACGCCAAGCUCUUACCCAGCUUCCCUCGGGCCUCGAAGCUACUUACAGAAAGAUACUUCUAGGAGUUCCCCAAUACGCUUGUCAAACAAUGAGAAGCGCUCUAGAAUGGAUUAGUUUCUCUUUGAUGCCGCUCACACUCACUGAACUUUAUGAAGUCCUCGCUGUUGAACCUGGCACCUUUGACCUGGACUCUGAAGCUCGAUUAUCCAAGCCUAUGGACAUCAUUUUUCUAGGCAACUCCCUUUUUGAACUAUCGCCAACGGGGCAUGUCCAUCUAUCGCAUCUCUCUGUGCGAGACUAUCUUGUAUCUCCGAAAUAUGGAAGCGAUACAAGUGUUGAUCACUUUUGCUUUACUAUGCAAGACUCGCAUCGCAACCUUGCUUUGAUAUGCCUCACCUAUCUCAUGCUGAGGGACUUUUAUGAUGGGCCAGCCAGGACUGCGGAGAGCUAUACCCAGAGGUUGCAGCAAUAUCCGUUCCUCAAAUACGCGGCGAGUGCAUGGCCGUAUCAUGCGAACUUGGCCUUCGCUUAUUAUUCCAGAGACUCACAGAACGAAGACAAGACAGGAUAUGACGAGUUACUUAAACUUGUGCUGGAAUUCUUCAAUUUCCGCCACAGAGCAAAUUUUAUGGCCUGGGUCCAAAUUCUAAAUGCGACCUAUAAUUUCAAAUGGGACAUUUAUCCUCGCCAUGCCACACCUUUAUACUACGCUGCCUCCUUUGGGCUGAAUUGCGUAGUUGAAAAGCUCAUAUCAAGCUCAGAAUUCAACCCAAAUGACCUUGAUGCUCCAGGAUCACGUUAUGGUGGUACACCAGUUCAUGCCGCUGCGUAUCGGCAACACACCUCAACGUUGCAACUUCUUCUGAACGCUGGGGCGAACGCUGCGAAAGCAGACUUCAAUGGCGUCACACCGCUACAUUCAGCUGCGGCAAUUGGGGAUCUAGAUAUUCUUCGAAUACUUUUGGAUGACCCUUGCUCAGGCGAGAUGGCAAACGCAGAGGACCACGCAGGCGAAACACCCUAUGACUGGGCUCAACGAGCGUCGCAGACACUGGCGACCGAAAUGUUGAAAGCGAGAUCUCAUCUGCGUCCCGAAUCUCCUCAGGGACCAGGAGCAUUACCUAAGGCCUUGGCACAUGAACAGGAGGUUGACGUCUACGCUGUGGAUACGGAACGUAGCGAAUUGGAGGCAGAACAGUCAGUCUCGCCGCGUUUAGGGCCGAUCUCACCGAAUCAGCCCGUCGGCUACUUUCCAGAUUUUUACAGUAAGAGAUCUGGCCUGGACUCGUCAGUCAUCUUAGCAGUGAGUACAGGAUCUAGUUUCCUUGGUAGGACUCUUGUUACGGUCUAA